Morchella sextelata is the source of this 552-nucleotide messenger RNA. RefSeq lists its product as uncharacterized. Bases 1 to 552 code for a protein of 183 amino acids. The transcript has a single exon. The record is from RefSeq and is a predicted model, not a curated record. Lineage: Eukaryota; Fungi; Ascomycota; Pezizomycetes; Pezizales; Morchellaceae. Gene Ontology annotation, biological process: late endosome to vacuole transport; protein transport; endosome transport via multivesicular body sorting pathway. Gene Ontology annotation, cellular component: ESCRT III complex; multivesicular body.
AUGCAACAAGGCAACAAUGACAUCGCAAAGGUCUACGCACAGAACGCCGUCCGCAAGCAGAACGAACGUCUAAACCUGCUCCGACUCGCCUCCCGUAUCGAUGCCGUCGCCAGCAGAGUUCAGACCGCCGUCACGAUGCGCCAGGUCACGGGCAGCAUGGCAAACGUCGUAAAGGGCAUGGACAGCGCAAUGAAGACCAUGAAUCUCGAGAAGAUAUCCCUGAUUAUGGAUAAAUUUGAAAACCAGUUUGAGGAUUUGGAGGUCGCUACCGGAUAUUAUGAGAACGCAACCUCCUCCGCUACGGCGGUGGCUACGCCGCAAGAGGAUGUGGAUCGCCUCAUGGGACAGGUUGCGGAUGAAGCUGGUCUGGAGCUUAAUCAGGAAUUUGCGGAGGCAACGCCUUCGCAACAAAAGAUUGGACCGACCGAGCAGGAAGAGGAUGGGUAUGGUUACUCCUGUCUUGUAAUAUUCUCUGUGGGUGGAACUGACGGGAAGGUGUUACAGACUUGGCGAACGUCUAAGGGCUCUGAGGGGAUAGACAAUAGAGAGUGA